GUCGUCCGUCGAGCAGAUGAAGCGUCUCACGAUCGGUGUCGAGCUGGCCUCCAACGCCAGUAUCCUCUUCUUGGACGAGCCGACGUCGGGGCUCGAUGCACGCGCGGCCUUGCGCAUCAUGAAAGGCCUCACAGAAGUGGCCAAGUCGGGCCGCACGGUCGUGUGCACGAUCCACCAGCCGUCGUCCGAAGUGUUUAAGAUGUUUGACCAGCUCCUCUUGCUCAAGCGCGGUGGGCACACUGUCUACUUUGGUCCGCUUGGCACUGGCAGCGCGCACCUCAUCGAGUACCUCGAGGCGAUACCUGACACGCCCGCCAUCAAGCCCGGGCACAACCCGGCGACGUGGAUGCUCGAGGUCAUUGGCGCGGGCACGGCGGCGGGCGCCGUUGAAAAGGACUUUGCUGCGCUCUAUAGCGCCAGCGUGGCCAAGACCGAUAUGCUGACUGUGCUCCAAGAAGAGAGCAACAUGAAGCGGGCCGAAAUGGUGUUCACGCGCAAGUGCGCGGCCGACCCGAACGUGCAAUGCAAGCUCGUGCUCCAGCGCUUUGUGCGCAUGUACUGGCGCACGCCGUCGUACAACCUCACGCGCAUUCUCAUCAACGUCGCGCUCUCGAUCCUCUUUGGCAUCAUCUACUGCCAAACGACAUACUCGAGCUUUAGCGGCCUCAACGCGGGCGUUGGCAUCGUAUUUCUGGCGUCGCUCUUCAUUGGCAUGAUGGGCUUCAACAACGUCUUGCCGUUGUACGUGCAGGAGCGCGCGAGUUUCUACCGCGAGCGCGCCUGCGAGACGUACAGUGCCGUGUGGUACUUUCUCGGCUCGACGCUGAUCGAGAUCCCGUACGUCUUUGUCUCGGUCGUCGUCUUUAGCGUCAUCUUUUACCCGUUCGUGGGCUUUGUCGGGUGGAGCCAAGGCGUGCUCUUCACGAUCUACCUCUUCCUCUUUGUGCUCAUGCAAGUCUACUUUGGCCAACUCCUGGCGUGCGCGCUGCCGUCGAUCGAGGUCGCGAGCACCAUUGGCGGCUUGAUCAGCUCGAUCUUCUUCCUCUUCAUGGGCUUCAACCCGCCGACGUCGCAGAUUCCGGCCGGUCUCCAGUGGCUCAACACAAUCGUACCACCCAAGUACGCGCUCUCGCUCCUCGUGUCGGCGGCUUUUGCAACGUGCGAGAAUCCAAACGAUUUGGGCUGCGCCACCAUGUCGGACGUCCCGUUGUCUCUGAUUGUGUACAAGUUCAACAACGCCCCAAAGGUGACGGUCAAGCAGUACAUUGAAACCAUGUUUCAAAUGCAUUCGAGUGACGCAGGGAGCAACGUGGCUGUGCUCUGCGGCUGCAUCGCGGCCUUUCGUCUCCUCGGCUUUCUC
Saprolegnia diclina VS20 is the source of this 1360-nucleotide messenger RNA. RefSeq lists its product as hypothetical. The transcript is spliced from 2 exons. The record is from RefSeq and is a predicted model, not a curated record. Gene Ontology annotation, cellular component: membrane. The annotation marks the transcript as partial. NCBI's taxonomy places the organism in Eukaryota, Oomycota, Saprolegniomycetes, Saprolegniales, Saprolegniaceae. Gene Ontology annotation, molecular function: ABC-type transporter activity.